Phycomyces blakesleeanus NRRL 1555(-) is the source of this 294-nucleotide messenger RNA. RefSeq lists its product as hypothetical. The transcript is spliced from 3 exons. Lineage: Eukaryota; Fungi; Mucoromycota; Mucoromycetes; Mucorales; Phycomycetaceae. The annotation marks the transcript as partial. The record is from RefSeq and is a predicted model, not a curated record.
CCUUUUAAAAGGGCCCAGCUUACUUGGGUAGCGGAAGAGCCCAUUACCCGCACUCAGCUAGAUAGACAACGAACUGCAUUUUGGGAGACUGCACCAAGCUACGAGGGUAGAAGAGAGAUCUGGCAAGCACUCCAAGCAGCCUGCACAACUCCGGAUCUUCAUCUCGCUCGUUCAAUUCUCGAUGCAGCAAAUGUCACAUUACCAACUGGAAAUCCCGCUGAAGGAUGCUUUGAUGAGCUGGGUAAUCGCUAUGAGAUUCCUCUUUACUGCAUUGUAAAUCCUUCGAAUCUAGUG